This is a messenger RNA of Tripterygium wilfordii, 1597 nucleotides long. RefSeq names its product transcription factor RF2b-like. Gene Ontology annotation, molecular function: DNA-binding transcription factor activity. The transcript is spliced from 4 exons. The record is from RefSeq and is a predicted model, not a curated record. Gene Ontology annotation, biological process: regulation of DNA-templated transcription. Gene Ontology annotation, cellular component: nucleus. NCBI's taxonomy places the organism in Eukaryota, Viridiplantae, Streptophyta, Magnoliopsida, Celastrales, Celastraceae. The coding region runs from base 151 to 1245 and encodes 364 amino acids.
ACAACCAAAACGGCACCGUCGCUCCUUUCAUAUUUUUACUUCACUCCCACCCUCGAUCUGGAAGUCUGUCCGUGACCGGCGCAGGGAUAGAAGAAGGAGAAGAAGAAUCUCACAUUGUCCGAGAGAUCCACCUCGAAAUCCGAAUCCGAAAUGCAAGAUCCGCCUAAUCCGAAUGCGCAAAACUCUGCGCAUCCGCAAACCGGGUCGUCAAUGUUCGCGGGGGGUCCGUUUCGGAACUCCUUUCACCGUCGGGCACUGUCGGAGGUCCAUUUCCGGAUCCCGGACGACCUGGAUCUGUCAUUCGAUGUCCCGGCUUCAUUCGAGGACGAUGAUCUCUUUACUGCUUGUAUGGACAUUGAGAAGCUCGGAUCCGGACCUGCGUCUUCCUCCAACACGCCAAAACCCGAAGACGACCAGAGUGGCGUUCCCUCUUCGAAGCCUGAGAGCGUCCAUGUUGGUGGCGGGCCUCACAACCAGGGAAUGCUUGUGGAGAGCAGCGAAGGAGAGAAGAAUGUCAAUGCCAGGACAAGGCACAGAUAUAGCAAUUCGAUGGAUGGUUCCUCCACCUUGGAGAGCAUAGAAGCUAAGAAAGCAAUGGAUCCAGACAAACUCGCUGAGCUGUGGACUCUCGAUCCCAAAAAAGCUAAAAGGAUAAUUGCCAAUCGGCAGUCUGCUGCUCGCUCUAAGGAGAGGAAAGCCCGCUAUAUUUCAGAACUUGAGAGAAAAGUCCAAACCCUCCAAACAGAAGCAACCACUCUUUCUGCCCAACUCACUUUAUUCCAGAGAGAUACAACGGGUCUGACUUCGGAGAACACAGAUCUUAAGCUUAGGUUACAAGCUAUGGAGCAGCAGGCUCAGUUACGAGAUGCCUUAAAUGAAGCACUGAAGAAGGAAGUAGAGAGGCUCAAGAUUGCAACUGGAGAAAUGAUGACACCAUCUGAUUCCUAUAAUUUGGGCAUGCACCAUAUUCCAUACAGUCAAUCUUCCUUCUUUCCACAUCAGCCACAAGGUGGCCCUGUUGAUUCCCCGAAUGUACAAAUGCCGCAGUUUCAUCCCUUCCAGUCUAACAUGCCGACUCCUCAACAACAUAUGCAUGCGACAGCCCACUCAAAUACUUUUUCAGAGAUGUUGCAGCAGGAUCCUCUUGGCCGAUUGCAAGGUCUUGAUAUCAGUGGCAGAGGGUCUCAUCUUGUGAAAUCUGAAGGUCGCUCAAUUUCCACCAGCGAAAGCAGUACUACCUUUUGAUGCGCAUGUUUCUUUGUCUUGCUCCCAUAUGUUGGAUUGCUUAUAGGCUGACCCUGUUGACACCAAGAGUGCCAUUGAUUUGAUUUCCAUUCUUUUAGUAUGAUCGGAAUUUAGGUUCGUGGUGGGUUCACCAAGUUCAAGAUGUCCGUUAGUUCUUUCAGGCUGACUCUGUAUCAUUUUUUGGGGAGCGAUCAUGUGGGGAUAGAAGGCUUUUAUAGAGAUAGAAAAGAGCACCUCGCUUCUUCUUGUUGAUAAAUGUUGUAUCAUUGGAGCAAAUGCUUUUUAUAUUCAAUGUUUUGGACAAAGAUCACUCUCAUAUAUAUACUAGUCUUACCUAUUUCUAUUGUCUUUU